UAACAUCUUCUGCUGCAUGUCAAAGCCUGAACUGUCAAGAUCACUGGACUAUCAUCUGCUAUCACGCACAAUAAACUGUUUAAUAUGUAAGAUAUUACUUUCUCAUAAGAUAAAUUCAUGUAUAGUAUCUUAUGACUCAUAUAAAUUAGUCAGCGCCAGUCACUGACUAGCGCGGUACAUACCUUUGGAGCUGACGGACUGACGUCGUAUUCGAGUGCAAAUGACUACAUGUCAAAGUCAGUGAGCGGCGUACUUUAAGUGCACUUUCUACCGGUGGAGCUGGAUUUCCUCCGAUCGAAUAAAAAAUGUUGGCUCUUAUUAAUCGAAUUUUGGAUUGGUUUAAAUCCCUCUUUUGGAAAGAAGAGAUGGAACUCACCCUUGUUGGCUUGCAAUAUAGUGGAAAAACCACUUUCGUGAAUGUUAUAGCGUCAGGACAAUUCAGUGAAGAUAUGAUUCCAACAGUUGGUUUUAAUAUGCGUAAAAUAACAAAAGGCAAUGUAACUAUAAAGGUUUGGGAUAUUGGAGGUCAACCAAGGUUUAGGUCUAUGUGGGAGAGAUAUUGCAGAGGAGUAAAUGCAAUAGUAUAUAUGGUAGAUGCAGCUGAUUCUGAAAAAAUUGAAGCAAGCCGCAAUGAACUACAUAAUUUAUUAGAUAAACCUCAAUUAUCUGGUAUACCAGUAUUGGUCCUAGGUAAUAAAAGGGACUUACCACAUGCUUUAGAUGAAAAUGGACUUAUAGAAAGAAUGAAUUUAUCAGCUAUUCAAGAUCGUGAAAUCUGUUGCUAUAGUAUUUCAUGCAAAGAAAAAGACAAUAUUGAUAUAACAUUGCAGUGGCUUAUAGCACAUUCUAGAAGUGGUGUUCGUUAAUACGUGUAACUAAUUUUAUGUUCUUACACAUCCUUAUCGAAAAGCCCAAGAUAUUGAUAGAAUGGGGAUCAAAUGUGCAAGGGAGUGUUCAGUAAUGAUUUUAUUCUGGAUUGAAUGAUUGAUUAUUGUAGACAAUUUUUUUAAAUCUAAGCUUUAGCUGUUAUCUGUUCAAUCAUAUAUAAAUUUAUAGAAAGUUCAAUGAAAAAAAACAAAGAAAUUUUGCUUAAACCAAAUAUGCUCAUGCAAAUGAUAACAAGACAUGUACAUCCUGCAAGCACCUUAGAAAUAAGUAACAAUUUUUUAUAUUGUGUUUUCAGAUAAUCAAUUUAAGUAACAGUGCUGUUAUUCUAACUUAAAUUCAUCAAGAAAAAAUAGCAUUUAAUCUAGAUACAAUGGUAGUUAGUAUGAAUACAAGCGCAAAAUAAUAUUAAUUAUCAUAUAGUACACACACAUUUUUGAAACUAUUUAAUUAAGAUUAAUACAUCACGGCAUAGAGAUUAUGAACAAUUGAUUGCUAUAUGUACACGAAUAUGAUGCUAAGUAAACUUGUAUAAUUAAUGGAGAAUUAUUAA
Molecule: messenger RNA, 1438 nt
Organism: Apis dorsata (giant honeybee)
Lineage: Eukaryota; Metazoa; Arthropoda; Insecta; Hymenoptera; Apidae
Gene: Arl8
Product: ADP-ribosylation factor-like protein 8B-A
Exons: 3
Coding region: 306-866 (186 amino acids)
Biological process (GO): anterograde axonal transport; protein transport
Cellular component (GO): lysosomal membrane
Molecular function (GO): GTPase activity; GTP binding
Source: RefSeq, a predicted model, not a curated record